This is a messenger RNA of Octodon degus (degu), 927 nucleotides long. RefSeq names its product olfactory receptor 7A10-like. Gene Ontology annotation, biological process: G protein-coupled receptor signaling pathway. The transcript is spliced from 2 exons. Gene Ontology annotation, cellular component: membrane. The coding region runs from base 1 to 927 and encodes 308 amino acids. Gene Ontology annotation, molecular function: olfactory receptor activity; G protein-coupled receptor activity. The record is from RefSeq and is a predicted model, not a curated record. Lineage: Eukaryota; Metazoa; Chordata; Mammalia; Rodentia; Octodontidae.
AUGAAGACAGAGAACAAGACGCAAAUCUUAGCAUUUCUUCUUGGAAUUUCAGAGGACUAUAAAUUGCAGCCCAUUCUCUUUGGACUGUUCCUCUCCAUGUACCUGGUCACUGUACUAGGGAACCUGCUCAUCAUCCUGGCCAUUAUCUCAGACACCCACCUGCAUACACCCAUGUACUUCUUCCUCUCCAACCUGUCCUUUGUGGACAUCUGUUUCACAUCCACCACCGUACCAAAGAUGCUGGUGAACAUACACACCCAGAGCAAAAUCAUAACAUAUAAAGGUUGCAUCACCCAAAUGAAUUUUUUUCUACUCUUUUCUGUGGUGGACAUAUUUCUGCUGACUGUGAUGGCCUAUGAUCGAUUUGUGGCCAUCUGUCAACCCCUGAAUUACAUGGUCAUCAUGAAUCCCAGGCUCUGUGGAUUGCUGGUAGUGGUGUCCUGGAUAGUGAGUGUCCUGCAUGCCCUGCUGCAAAGCUUAAUGGUGUUGCAGCUGUUCUUCUGUACAGACUUGCAAAUCCCACAUUUUUUCUGUGAACUUAAUCAGGUUGUCCACUGUGCCUGUUCAGAUACUUUUUCAAAUAAUAUAGUGAUAUAUUUUGCAACUGUGCUAAUUGCCUGUUGUCCUUUUGCUGCCAUCCUAUACUCCUACUCCAAGAUAGUUUCCUCCAUACGUGCAAUUUCUUCAGCUCAGGGGAGGUACAAAGCAUUUUCUACUUGUGCAUCUCACCUCUCAGUUGUAUCCUUAUUUUAUGGCACAAGCCUAGGUGUGUACCUUAGUUCUGCCGUCACUGAAAAUUCACACUCAACUGCAACAGCCUCGGUGAUGUACAGUGUGGUCACACCCUUGCUGAACCCUUUCAUCUACAGUCUGAGAAAUAAGGACAUCAAGAAUGCCCUGAGAAGAUUCUUAGGACAGUUACAAUAA